UGAUGUGAGUAUAAAAUGAUAUUUUUAAGGCUCGUGCACACAUUGGCUGAUGUUGGAUUAAUUGAUUUUGUCCCUUCACCCUCCGGAGGUCCUGCCUGGAGCUCGGAGGGGUGGGGGAUCAGUCAGCCUCUCUGAACAGCAGCUGCAGUGUUCAGAGUCAUUGCUGCUGCAGCUGCAGCUUCAUGUUCGAGGCUACAACUCCGACCCAAUUAAAGACCAAAUAAAAGCCCGCAUGUGGUUUCCUCCUGCUGCCUCUCCUCAGCACCGCAAUGAAGGAAUUUAUCCGUUUGCUGUCACAGAAAUGAGGUCUGGGCUCACUUUUAACCGCGUCGAGUGAAGAUAAGCGGACACCGGACCUGUCGAUUCACCCCGGCAACUCCUGCAGCACCAAGAAGAAGAAGAAGGAGAAGAAGAGGAGAUCACCUUUACUUCUUUUUUUAGUCUCUCUCUUCCUCUCAGAUUUACUGCAGGCUGCAUACAUGGAUAAUAACGCUGCGAAUUCGGAGAAAUCUCAACUGAUACACGAGAAGAAUGCGAAGAUGUAUUCUCUGAAACUGCAAAGCUCCUUUCCAGACUCCAAAGAGCAAUAUCCCGACUUCCCUUUUAAAAAUGGAGGCGUGGGAGGCGCCAUCGAGCUGAAACGACCCGUCGGUGCUCAUUGCCAUGGUACCAAAGCUUUGGCGUGUGAGGACAGCGUGGACAAGAUGCUGGCCAAGAAGAAACUCUACAUCGCUUCAGCCGUCUGCCUCGUCUUCAUGAUUGGUGAAGUCAUUGGAGGAUACCUGGCCCACAGCCUGGCCAUCAUGACUGAUGCAGCCCACCUCCUGACAGAUUUCGGCAGUAUGAUGGUGAGCCUGUUCUCCCUGUGGAUCUCCUCCAGACCGCCCACCAAAACCAUGAACUUUGGCUGGCACAGAUCAGAGAUCCUCGGGGCGUUCAUCUCAGUCAUUUCCAUCUGGAUCGUCACGGGCGCUCUGGUCUAUUUAGCCAUCGAGAGGAUUGUACGCAACGACUAUGAGAUUGAUGGCCACGUAAUGUUAGUCACCUCCGGCUGUGCUGUCAUUGUCAAUAUAAUCAUGGCCUACAUCCUCCAUCACUCCACCACCUUCCACGCCCACGGCAGUGGCUAUCACCAGAUCGACGAGAACGGCCAGAGUCCCGUGGCCGCUCACGGACACUCCCACUCGCUCCUCAGCGGCCACGGCAACACGAGUGUCCGCGCCGCCUUCAUCCACGUGGUUGGAGACCUGCUGCAGAGCGUCGGCGUCAUGGUGGCGGCGAUCAUCAUCUACUUUCGGCCUGAAUAUAAAGUUGCAGAUCCGAUCUGUACGUUCCUGUUCUCGGUUUUUGUCCUCUGCACCACCGUCACCAUCCUCAGAGACGUCUUCAGGAUACUCAUGGAAGGCUCUCCUAAAGGAAUAGAGUUUAACUCGGUGAAGGAGGUUCUGCUGUCGGUGAAGGCUGUGAAGUCCAUGCACUGUCUGCACCUCUGGGCUCUGACUCUGGGCCAGGUGCUGGUCUCUGUUCACCUGGCUAUAGAGGAGGGUGCUGACGCCCAGUCUGUGCUGCAGGAGGCCACUGAUCUUCUCCACACCAAGUUCGGUUUCUACAGCAUCACCAUCCAGGUAGAGCACUACUCUGAAGACAUGAGCCACUGCUCCCACUGCCAGGACCCCAGUGACUGAUACUGAUACUGGACUGGACAAGACUGAACCCAAAAAGGAAAUGGAACGGGACUCAGGCACAUUUUUCAUUCUCUCUGGGUGAGCUCGACCCGUGAGAGCUGUGUUCACAACGCAGAGUUUUUGGUUGUGUUCGUCAUCGAAUCACAAGAAAUCAGUCAACAAAAUCAUCCAUGUGUUUGCAGAUAGAAAUCUAUUAAAACUGAAAGAAGGUGACGGAGCUAAAAUGUUUGCAAUGCAACAAAGCCUCAAAAUCUUCCACCUCACCUCCUUCUUGGCAUCUGAGCCCCGUCACGAAAAUCACUAAACUCAACACUUAUUUUUAAAAGUGCUUUCCAGGCUGUCAUGAUUAUUUUACUUGCAGCAAAGGCAGCCAAACAUCAACCAG
Molecule: messenger RNA, 2070 nt
Organism: Larimichthys crocea (large yellow croaker)
Lineage: Eukaryota; Metazoa; Chordata; Actinopteri; Sciaenidae
Gene: slc30a2
Product: solute carrier family 30 member 2
Exons: 8
Coding region: 480-1685 (401 amino acids)
Biological process (GO): zinc ion transmembrane transport; response to zinc ion
Cellular component (GO): plasma membrane
Molecular function (GO): zinc ion transmembrane transporter activity
Source: RefSeq, a predicted model, not a curated record